GAGAAUUAUAUCAAAAGUUAUUCCGUUUAUAUUUUUGCGCACUGUAUUUAAACCUGUAACAUAUGUACUUCAAUCAAAUCGUUAUAUUUGAGAAGUCGAUCGAAUGCGAAAAUUGAUAUUGAAAACUAAGUAGGAAGGGCAGUUUGUUCUUUCGAAUUUAUCCCGUUAAAACUCCUCGAGUACUACGCGUGUCUGUCAACGAACUGAUCGCUGGCGUGAGAAUGAAACACACCUUCUUCAUUCCAACCUUGAAAAAACUAAAAAAACCAGUUUUUUUUUCCCAUCUACUUUUCAUCCGCAUCAGUAAACCCCUCUCUCCAGUGGAACAUUUUUUUUCUUUCCUUUCAGAUGAAACUGCGUUGUUCCUGUUUUUAUUCUUUAAAAAAUAUAUUCUGAAAAUUAUGUCAGUGAAAUGGACGUUUUGUGUCGGAAAUUGUCCAGGCACCGUUUGUGCCUGGGGACCAUCUUCGUCGGGGUAGUGUUCUGUUUGACUUUCAUCAGUUUUCUUGACCGAUGGACACCCCAUCCUCUGCGGCGAAAAGUGCCCAUACGAGGGAAUGACCUCUCUAAUGAUAGUCAGGUUGCUGAAGAGAUGGACCAACGCUGGAAAGCGGAGUACGACGCUCGGGUUCAGAGAGUGCGUGAAAUUUGUGACAAGGAUGAACUCGUCGCCAUGCGCAGAAUUUGGCGAGUGGCAACAAACCGCCGAUUUGGCAAGGAAACGUUCUGCAAAAAUAAAAUGUGUCCCAUCAUCGUCGACGAAAAGAAGGUUCUUUUCUUCUGCUUCAUUCCGAAAGUAGCCUCGACUGCCAUUAAAAGAUUCUUUCUAAACAUAUCGGACAUACACAUCAAUGAAACCGUCCAAGAGAACGAUACCGCUCUCCACACUGUGGCCAAUAAUGCCCUCAGGCGAAUCAGUCCUAUGUUCUACCCGUCCACAACCGUCAACAGAUUCUUCAAAAUGAUAUUCGUCCGCCACCCUUUCGACCGCCUCGUGUCGGCUUUUCGUAGCAAAGCAGAGAAAUCCCGAAAAGAUGUCCCUUAUUUUUAUGACAGAUUCUGGGACCCCGUGAUGAAAAAACUAAGGCCAGACGGUGCACCUCUAGAUCGCAUAACUUUCACCGAAUUCGUCUGGUACUUGAUCCAUACUAUGGAGAGAGACUAUGACGAUCAUUGGGCUCCCUACUGGAACAGGUGCGAUCCUUGUUUAGUGGACUAUGACUUUAUUGGAAAGCUGGAGACGGCCCAACAUGAUUUCCCCUACGCUUUCCGACAGGUGGGCAUCGAUGCAGGAUCGGAAUGGUGGAGGGAGAGUUACCCGCAUUCCCAUUCGUUAACUUUAAAGUACUUUUCAAGCAUACCUGAAGAAGACAUUCUUAAAUUGUACGGCAUAUAUAAAUUUGAUUUUGAACUUUUUGGCUAUACAAUUAAAGAGUUUUUGCACAAAAACGUCAGUUAUAAUGCUUGAUGUUGGCAAAUUUAGGAGAGAAAAAUUAAUAAAUACUUAUCGAAGAUGCA
Molecule: messenger RNA, 1518 nt
Organism: Parasteatoda tepidariorum (common house spider)
Lineage: Eukaryota; Metazoa; Arthropoda; Arachnida; Araneae; Theridiidae
Product: carbohydrate sulfotransferase 11
Biological process (GO): carbohydrate biosynthetic process
Cellular component (GO): membrane
Molecular function (GO): sulfotransferase activity
Source: RefSeq, a predicted model, not a curated record